Anthostomella pinea is the source of this 747-nucleotide messenger RNA. The record is from the annotation of a GenBank genome assembly. NCBI's taxonomy places the organism in Eukaryota, Fungi, Ascomycota, Sordariomycetes, Xylariales, Xylariaceae.
AUGGAUGUAAUCGAAUACCUCCAAGAGCGGCGAUUGGCUCUUCUUGUUGGCGAAAUCAAGCUCCUGGAAGAACGGCAGCUUCAUCACAAGUUACUCGAAAACUCGCGACGCAAGACGCACAGGAUGCGGCGCAUGGCACGGAACACCCUUUACCUGGCGCUCGCCUCGGGUCUUUGGCUGGUGUACAAAAUCAUGGUUUACAAGGGCGUCCAUCCGCGCGAAGUUUCAUUGCUCUGCAUCUUGGUAGUUGCAGCCGUAAAAGUCUUGCGUGAUUACAUGGAUGUGGAGGAGGGUGAACUUCCACGUGGGUUUGUGCUCAUAUUCACCGCAUUGCCGGUCGCUUGGCCUGCGCUGCUCGCGUUGGAGGUUGCUUUGGGAGAUGAGACGCUGCAUUGUGGUACAAAUCCCUUCUCUGGCGCUCUCUUGCUUCUGCUCUACAUUCCGCUAAAUACCAGUGCUAGUAACCUCGACCAGGUUCUUCUCCGCACGUCGGUCGCCUUAGUUCUCCUGAUGGUGUACAAACACUUGGCCUCCAUGGGCGCCUCGCACAUUGCAUCCCUAACAUUCUUCUUUAGGUUGGGUGCGGCCACGCAUGUGGCGCACGGUCACAUUGAGGCGACCAAGGGUGCCUUGUCACGUAGAACUGUGCUCAUCUCCCUCGCGAUGCCGGGCUUCUGGGCUGUGCUGCUGGUGUAUGAUCUGACCCUGCGUGAUAAGGGUACCUCGUCCACUGAGACCUGCUACUAA